AUGGCGAAUAAUUUGUCUUCUCGAAUGAUAAAAUCGAUGCAAUACAUCCUUCCGAAGUUGGCCGCCACGUCACAUGAGCUUGAUAACGAGAAUGUCACGCCGAUCAAUCUUUCUAUUGCGGAGAACUAUGUAAUUCGUGAGGAGCUGAUUGAGAUUUGUAAGGAUGUGGUGAAGGAAAAACUGGUACCCAGUGUUUUAUCACAACCUCUAGAAUUUGGAGGAGAUAGCGAGCUUCGAGAAGGACUCGCGGGAUUCUUCAACACAUAUUUCGAUCCCGUUUGUCAGGUGAAGAAGGAGCAUGUUAUCUUGACGGCUGGAGUCGGUGGUGGUCUUGAAGCUCUUGCUCAUGCUAUUUGUGAAGAUGGUGAUAGUGUUAUUAUACCCGGACCAUACUGGUUUGGUAUGGAGCCAUACCUCCGCACCCGGCCUAAUGUCUACACUAUCGUCGCCUCGCUCACCUCCUAUACCCUCGACUCUCACUCAAACGAUCUUCUCCCCUCUCUCAUUAGCUCAUACGAUACAGCUCCAGAUUCCUCCCGUAUCAAAGCUGUCAUUCUUUGUAACUCACAUAAUCCAUUUUCACGAUGUUACUCGAAGGAAUCGAUCGAAGCUUGUAUGAAGUUUUGUCAGGAAAGGAACUUGCAUUUGAUCUCGGAUGAACUAUAUGCACUGGCGGCGAUCAAAAGCGAUUCAAUCUCAACAAUGAAUGUAACGCCAUUCAUCUCAAUUCUUUCGUUGAAUUACAAAGGAUUAAUUGAUCCAGAUAAGGUUCAUGUCGUGUGGAGCGGAAGUAAACUGUUUGGAUUAAGUGGAAUUAGAACUGGUUGCCUAAUAUCUCAAGCCAACAUCCCACUCCGAACCGCUAUUUCUCUAUUAUCAUAUGCAAGCGUCUCAACACUCAGUUCCCUCUAUCUAAAAUCCAUUCUUUCAUAUCCAGAUCUUCCUCUAUUACUAAAAACGAACUCGGAACGACUCACUGCAUCAUACAAACUCCUUGCAGACAGCUUUAGCAAGUGGGGAAUAGAAUAUUUGCCUGCGACAGAAGGAAUUUUCAUUUUUGCGAAAUUAGCUCGACGUGCAACAACGCAGAAAGAGGCUGAUGAAGUGUUUUCUCGGCUAGCUAAGCAUGGGGUUUUGGUUAGUCCGGGAAAGUUCUACAAUGGAAUUCCCGGGGAAGUGGGGUGGGCGAGAGUGACUUUCUCAUUGCCGCUUGAGGUGAUCGAGGAGGCUGUGGCGAGGAUGGAAACGAUCUUAGGGAAUGUGCUUAAGUAG
This is a messenger RNA of Sclerotinia borealis F-4128, 1272 nucleotides long. Lineage: Eukaryota; Fungi; Ascomycota; Leotiomycetes; Helotiales; Sclerotiniaceae. The record is from the annotation of a GenBank genome assembly.